AUGGAAGUUGUUGCUGGAAAUAAGCAUCAUCAGGUGCUUAUAUUUGUGCAUUCAAGGGAUGAAACAAGAAACACUGCAUGUGGAAUUAGACACACUUCUCUUGCUAAUGACACACUCGGAAUCUUUUUAAAAGAAGAUAGUGAAAGUCGUGAGAUUCUCCAUCAACACACUGAGGUAGCGAAGAGCAAUGAUCUUAAGGAUCUGUUGCCAUAUGGCGUUGCAAUUCAUCAUGCAGAAAUGUGUAUUCCUGAUCUUCAACUUGUUGAGAAACUAUUUGCUGAUGGACACAUUAAAGUACUGGUUUCCACAGCUACUCUUUCAUGGAGUGUGAACUUGCCUUAUUCCCACACUGUGAUUAUUAAAGGAACUCAGAUUUAUAACCCAGAAAAAGAAGCAUGCACAGAGCUUGGUUCUCUAGAUGUAAUGCAGAUGUUGAGACGUGCUUAUGGUGAAGGGAUCAUUAUAACUGAACAUAGUCGGCUGCAGUAUUAUUUUUCACUCAUGAAUCAACAGCUUCCUAUUGAAAGUCAGUUUGUGUCCAAAUUGGCUGAUCACUUGAAUGCAGAAAUAGUUUUUGGAACUGUGAAGAAUGCAAUAGAAGCAAUCGAGUGGCUUGGUUACACUUAUUUAUACAUCCGUAUGGUGCUUAUUUAUACAUCCGUAUGGUGCGCAAUCCUACACUUUAUGGUUUAUCAGAUGAUGCUCUCACAAGAGAUGUUCUACUGGUGGAUAGGAGAGCUAAUCUGGUUCAUUCUGCUGCCACAAUACUGGAUAAAAACAAUCUGGAGUAGUUUUUCUGUUGAUGUGAAACUCAAAGUUGGAGCAGGAGCAGGAGAUGAUGGCGAUAGAAGAGAUUGA
Lactuca saligna is the source of this 858-nucleotide messenger RNA. The record is from the annotation of a GenBank genome assembly. Lineage: Eukaryota; Viridiplantae; Streptophyta; Magnoliopsida; Asterales; Asteraceae.